Penicillium coprophilum is the source of this 2592-nucleotide messenger RNA. RefSeq names its product putative RNAPII degradation factor Def1. NCBI's taxonomy places the organism in Eukaryota, Fungi, Ascomycota, Eurotiomycetes, Eurotiales, Aspergillaceae. The coding region runs from base 1 to 2592 and encodes 863 amino acids. Gene Ontology annotation, molecular function: ubiquitin binding. Gene Ontology annotation, cellular component: nucleus; cytoplasm. The record is from RefSeq and is a predicted model, not a curated record. The transcript is spliced from 3 exons.
AUGUCCGACAUUCAGAACCGGUCCUCCGCCUCGCGGGGUAGAGUAUCCGCCCGUGGUGGCCGUGGCGGCUUCAGCUCCAGAGGUGGUCGUGGUGGAAACAGAUCUGCAAAUGACAACUCAGACAUCUCAUCCUUCGAGGAAGGUGAAAUUGGACAGAUGAAGAAGAAGUACUCCGACACUCUCCCGACCCUUAAGGAAAUGUUCCCAGACUGGAAGGACGAAGAUCUGGUGUUUGCACUGGAAGACUCGAACGGCGAGCUCUUGGAGGCAAUUGAGCGCAUCAGUGAAGGUAAUGUGUCUCAGUGGGGUGAGGUCAAGAAGAAGACCACAGACCGGACUCGCCCUAAGCCCAAGGAGGCCCAGAAUGCUUCGACCGAAACGACUGUAGCUCCCGCUCGUGGAACUCGUGGUCGUGGUGGAAUAGAGAGUCGUGGACGUGUUCGCGCAGACCGGGGCCGUGGCGGCCGCGGAGGCCGUGCAGGAGCCGCUACAAAUGGAACUCGCGCAGUGUCCACUGCUGGAGAGACUCCGGCGCCUACUGCUGUUCCUGCUAUCACAUCGGAGUGGGCUGCGCCCAAGGCAGAGGAAACUGUUGCAGAGCCUUCGGCUGAAGGCGAAGGGGAAUCGACCGAGCCUAAGAGCAGUGUGAUUCCUGAGGGUACGAAGAAGGGAUGGGCGAGUCUUUUCGCCAAACCACCUGCUCCUCCGGUGCAGAAGAAGCCCCAAGCCCCUACUCCUGUUCCCGUCGCCGAGAAGCCCGCCGAACCUGUGGCCGAGCCAUCUCCAUCCGCUCCUGAACCUGUGACUGCCCCCGCCGUCCCCGCCGUCCCCGCCGCCCCCGCCGUCCCCGCUGCCUCCCAGAAGACACCCGUCGCCAAGCCCACCCAUCCCGUUAUCCCUGCCAUUCCGACUACUACAGUUAACCCUCCUAAGGGCGAUUUGACCGAGACGAACCUCGAACAGAUUCCCGAUGUAUCCGCCCCCGCUCCUACUGCCACCGCCGCAAGCACCGUUGGCAGCGGUAUCGACCCCGCGGCAGCAGCCGCAGCUGCUGCUACUCCCUCCCGAUUCCCCUCCUCUGCCUACCCUCCAAGCGCUACCAAGCAGGGCCGUACCCCAGGUCUUCAACGCCGUGUGAUGGAACAGCAACAGGCUGUGGUCAUGCCCGGGAACCACGCAGUUGACCGCGCUGCUGUUCAGUUCGGUAGCAUGGGACUGAAUGGUGACGCUAUCGAUAUCGAUGAGAACCGCGAGGAGGCUGAGACCCGCGCUCAGCCCCCGCAGCACUCUCCCGUUGCUCCCCGUGCCUCUCUUCCCCCCGCGACUCAGGCACCCCACUCGAUCGAGACUGGUGCCGCUGGGCGUCCUGCUCCCGGCUUGCCCCCUGUUCCCCAGGGUGCUUCCGCCGACUCUUUUACCGAUUUCGCUCGCUACUCUGAGCCCCAGCAGAAGCCAUUUGAUCCUUUCACCCAACAGGUGAGCCAGCCGCAGCCGCAGAUUCCAGAGCCAUUCGCCAAUCAGGCCCCUGCUCAGCCCACUGCCACCACCGGCAGCGAAUACUCUCCUUUCUACGCUGCCGAGCAGCAGCGUUUCCCCUACUACGCCUCCUAUGGUUCUUACGGCCAGUCCCAGGAUGCCCCAACCGGUCCCCGCGCCGGAUUUGGUGUUACUGGUGCUGAGGCCCAGGCUCAAAUUCCCACCACGCAGCCUCCUAACCGCUACGGCCCUGUUGAUGCCACUAACAGCGGACACAACACCCCCAACCCCACCGUUCCUGGCGCCACUCAGCAGACCCCCGCUACUCAGCAUAUGCCUGGCCAGAGUGCGCAGCAGCACGCCUACGGCUACCAAUACCCCAACUACUACAACAACCCCCACUACGCUUCGUACAUGAACCAGAUGGGCCAGCAACAGCAGCAGUACGGUGGCGCUAACCGCCCGAGAUACGAUGAUGCUCGCCGAUAUGAGGAUCACUACAUGCAGCAGCAGCAGCAGCAGCACAACCAGCAAUACGGCUAUGGUAGCCAGUAUGGUCCUUACGCCGGUAAGGGUGGUAUGUACGGCCAGCCCCACGGUGCCUUCUCUUAUGAACAGCAAUCGUCUUCCCCUGCAAACACUGGAAGCUUCAGCCAGGCCAUGCCCACUCGUGACUCAGUCUACGGCCGCAGUGGCUCUGCCCAGCAGUCUGACAACCAGUCUGCCACUGGCACCAAUGCCUUUGGUACUGGAAUGUCGGAUGUUUUCAGCCGUUCCCAGGGUAGCUUCGGCCAGAACCCUCCUAUCGCCGGACAGCCUCCCGUUGCCACCGACGAGACCAAGGGCUUUGACGCCCCCAAGGCCGGUGGUCCCAGCCCCCUCCCUCGCCCAGAAUCGUCCGGGAUCCGCUACCAACAGCGCCAGCAGGGCCAGCAGGCCUUCGGCAGCUACCCUCAGCUAAACCCCCAGUACGGUGGACUCGGUGGACUCGGUCAUCAGGGUGCGGCCACCCAGACUCACCAGGCCUCUGGCUACGGUAACAACUACGGUGGAGGCUUCGGUAACUACUAUGGAAACUCUGGUCGUGGUGGCUGGGGUGGCAACUACGGUCACUAA